AUGGGAAAGAACCAGUCGAAAUUGAGCGCCGACGAGCUCGCCGAUCUGCAGAAGAACACGUACUUUGACAAGAAGUACAAGGGCUUCCUCAAGGACUGCCCGUCGGGCCAGCUCAACAAGGAAGAGUUCAAGAAGAUCUACCGCCAGUUCUUCCCCUUUGGCGACCCGAGCCAGUUUGCAGAAUAUGUGUUUAAUGUAUUCGACGAAGAUAAGAGCGGCACGAUCGAGUUCAAGGAGUUCAUCGUCGCUCUCUCGGUCACGUCGCGCGGCCGCCUCGACGAGAAGCUGAAGUGGGCGUUCCAACUCUACGACAUCAACGGCGACGGCUUCAUCACGUACGACGAGAUGCUCCAAAUCGUCAGGUCAAUCUACAAGAUGACGGGGCAGAUGGUGCGCCUCCCCGAGGAUGAGGACACGCCCGAGAAGCGCGUCGACAAGAUCUUUGCGGCUAUGGACCUCAACCACGACCACCAGCUCACGUACGACGAGUUCAAGGAGGGGUCGAAGCACGACCCGACGAUUGUCCAGGCGCUGUCGCUCUACGACGGCUUGGUGUAAGCGCCCGGCGCGCCCUGCCCUGCCUGCCUCUCGCGUUCCGUUCGUUCCGCUCGCCCGUCAGUCUCUCGCCUCCCGUCUCAUGUCUCGAUCUCUCCGCUCGCCCGUAUCGCAGUCUCGCUCCGUCCGGUAUAGACGCCAUGUCAAUGUAUUGCUUGCAAAAGAGCCGGGGUGUUGGCGUUGCUGGACGUGGAUGGGGUGUGCUAGGGCUGACUUCGACAUUUCGUAGACGCCCGAGGUUGACGUUGCUGUUGCACGUAAACGGGC
Messenger RNA from Vanrija pseudolonga, 822 nucleotides. It is a transcript of the gene ncs1, whose product is annotated as Calcium-binding protein NCS-1. Gene Ontology annotation, cellular component: cytosol; intracellular membrane-bounded organelle; membrane. Gene Ontology annotation, molecular function: calcium ion binding. The coding region runs from base 1 to 558 and encodes 185 amino acids. The record is from RefSeq and is a predicted model, not a curated record. Lineage: Eukaryota; Fungi; Basidiomycota; Tremellomycetes; Trichosporonales; Trichosporonaceae. The transcript has 8 exons.